Molecule: messenger RNA, 1066 nt
Organism: Solanum lycopersicum (tomato)
Lineage: Eukaryota; Viridiplantae; Streptophyta; Magnoliopsida; Solanales; Solanaceae
Gene: HrBP1
Product: harpin binding protein 1
Source: RefSeq, marked validated
GUUACUACAACUACACCACCAAUCAAACUCCACAAAAGAUCGAUCCUUUUUUCUGAAAUUCAAGCUCAACCAUGGCUUCUCUACUUCAUUCGAGACUUCCCCUUUCUCACAAUCAUUCUUUAUCAAAUUCUUGCCAAUCUUUCCCAUGUCAUCUCCCAGGAAGAAGCAAGAGAAGUACUCAAAGAUUAUUAGAGGAAAGGAGCUAUGACAGCAAGAGAAGUUUAGUUUGCCAGUCGGGUAUUGAUGAAGUCACUUUUAUUGAGCCACCUGGUAGUAAAGAAGCUGAAGCGGAGCUUAUUGGGUCUCUCAAACUCAAGUUAUUGAGUGCUGUUUCUGGGCUAAACAGAGGUCUUGCUGCAAGUGAAGAUGAUCUAAAGAAGGCGGAUGAGGCUGCCAAGGAGCUAGAAUCUUGUGCAGGAGCUGUAGAUCUCGCAGCUGAUCUUGAUAAACUUCAAGGGAGGUGGAAAUUGAUAUACAGCAGUGCAUUCUCAUCUCGUACUCUUGGUGGAAGUCGUCCUGGACCCCCCACUGGAAGACUUCUUCCCAUCACUCUUGGUCAGGUAUUUCAAAGAAUCGAUGUACUGAGCAAAGAUUUUGACAACAUAGUGGAGCUUGAAUUAGGUGCUCCGUGGCCUUUCCCGCCUGUUGAAGCAACUGCCACUUUAGCCCACAAAUUUGAACUUAUAGGAUCAUCUACGAUUAAGAUUAUAUUCGAGAAAACUACAGUGAAGACAACUGGAAAUUUAUCACAGCUCCCACCAUUAGAAGUGCCUCGCAUACCAGAUCAGUUCAGGCCACCAUCAAAUACAGGAAGUGGUGAGUUUGAAGUUACCUACAUCGAUUCUGAUACACGAGUAACAAGGGGAGACAGAGGAGAGCUUAGAGUUUUCGUUAUCUCAUAAGUUAAGCUGCAAUGAAUAUAGUCUUCCUACAAUGUUUUGUUGCUACAAUUUCAUGUAACAACAUAUCAAAUGUGUAGAUAUGCUCAACAUUAUUCUGCUGGUCACAGCUAUCAAAUCUGUAAUGCUACUGCAAAUUCAAAUCUGUAUACAGUAAAUUUGACAUC